Molecule: messenger RNA, 1045 nt
Organism: Stegastes partitus (bicolor damselfish)
Lineage: Eukaryota; Metazoa; Chordata; Actinopteri; Pomacentridae
Gene: ier3
Product: immediate early response 3
Exons: 1
Coding region: 90-644 (184 amino acids)
Biological process (GO): negative regulation of apoptotic process
Source: RefSeq, a predicted model, not a curated record
UAAAGCCGCGCGUCCCCGGACCUCCAGCAUUCUGAACCCGCACCAGAGAGCAGCUCAGAGCCCACGAAAGAAACCAGAACUCAGACAAGAUGUACACUCGAUCCACAAGCUCCACGCUCACCGUCCAGGAGAGCUUCGCCUUCCCCCGGGUGGCCUCCCGGAGCACCGAGCCGGAGGUGUUCACCUUCGAGCGGAUCCCGGCUCAGGCCACGGCGCUGCGCUCCACGGUGCCCAUCCGGCCCAAGAAGCGCUGCACCCGGGUCAUGUACCCCGCCAAGGUCCGCAUGCACCUGCCGCCGCCGGAGAAGAACCAGGCCAAGCGCUGGCUGCUGGUUCUGUGUCUGGUGGUCCUGUGGCAGAUCUACACCGAGGAGCCGUGCGCAGACGCGCCGCUGACCGCCGUCGACGGCCCGGCCGGCGACUACCAGGGCUUCCCCUUCCAGGCUCCGGAGGAGCAGUUCGGCUCCGACCUGCUGACCGCGGCGCCGAGCCGCUGCGAGGACGCGUCCAGCGAGCAGAUGAUCGGGAACAGCUGCCCCCAGGCCGGCCAGGAGCCCGACGGCGGCCGCAGCUUCGAGCAGAGCGCCGGCAAGAGCUACGUGGUGGCCCUGCUGGUCUACCACCGGCUGGGCAGCGACAAGUGAACCGCUCCGGCUGGACUGUAACCCGCCCGAACUGGGCUCCCGGGAUCCACCACGACCCGAGCUGGACUUGAUCCUGUAGCCUCCGGAGAGCAGCGGUGCGUCCUGAGCGGCGCCGCCGGGGAAGGAGCUCCGCGCACCGGCCAGUCCCUGCCGGCGGCCCGCUGAGCGCCGGAGCUCCGACAGGCUGCAAACUGAAGAACCAGAACAGAACCAGAACUGUGAAAACUGACAACGAACUGAAACUUGAACUAUGAAAACUUGAAGUGAAGCGUGAGAUUGACUCUCCACCUGCACUGUAGACAAACUGGACGUUUCUCAGACAGAAGCUGAUGCUGCUGCUCAUUACACGUUUAUUUAGUUAUUUAUUCUGUUAUUUGCUAUUUAUUGAAUAUUAAUAAUAA